Molecule: messenger RNA, 1342 nt
Organism: Passer montanus (Eurasian tree sparrow)
Lineage: Eukaryota; Metazoa; Chordata; Aves; Passeriformes; Passeridae
Gene: IFNGR2
Product: interferon gamma receptor 2
Exons: 6
Coding region: 16-1080 (354 amino acids)
Molecular function (GO): protein binding
Source: RefSeq, a predicted model, not a curated record
GGAGAAGGAGGGGAAAUGGUUUUACCUGCAAAGCAAGGAAAAUGUAACACAUGGGGAUGGAGUUUGGAGACCAAAAUUUGGUUACUGGAAUGUUUCAAUAAUUUUUUUAUUCCUCUUCUUCCUUUAGAAACUUCUCCCCCCUUACCAGCCCCUGAAAAUGUGGAGGUUUAUUCCUACAACUUCCAGAGUUUGCUGAGGUGGUCUCCUGUUCCAGUGGAGAAUGGCUCAGUGUUGUACACAGCCCAGUACAGAACAAGGUCCUACGACACCUGGAGCGGGCUGGGCUGCGCGCAGAGCCCCCGGACGUGGUGCAGCUUCCCCCCCGAGCUGCGGCGGCGGCGCUGGACCGUGCUGCUGCGCGUGCGGGCCGAGCUGGGCACACGGGCCUCGCCCUGGGCGCUCACGCCGCCCUUCGUGGCACAGAGCAACAGGUUUCCCUGCUCUCUGUGUUUGUUUCCAGCCACUCUGGGCCCCCCCAGGGUGAACAAUGUCAGUGCCAGCCCCGACUCUCUGCUCAUCAGUGUCAGCCCCCUCUUCCCCCCCGAGCCUGGGGACCUCCUCCAGUACCUCGUGUCCUACUGGGAGAACAGCACCAGUGCCACAGAAAAAAAGCUAAGUGAAAGCAAGACACUAUUCCAGCUUGGAAACCUGAAGGAGUCAACACUUUAUUGCUUCAGCAUUCGCGUGCGGUUGAAGGUCUACUCAGGUCACCUGCUGGAAGGGCAGCCAAGUGUGCCCGAGUGCCACAGGACUGCCCUCAGUGAGGCCACCCGAGCUGGGUUCAUCGUCCCCCUGUCUGUCCUGGCCUUGGUGCUUGUGAACCUGGUGGUGGCUGCUCUGCUGUGCCUGUGGAAAAAACACCAACAAAUCAAAUUCUGGGCUCAGCCCCCUCUGCAAAUCCCAUCCCACUUCGAGGAGUUCCUGAGGAACCCUGGCUCGGCUGGCUUGGAGGAGCUGUACCUUCCUGCUGAGGAGGAGCCCCAGGCUCUUGUGCUUGGAGCAGGGAGUGGCCAGGAGGGAGAGGAUCCUUCCCCCAACACCUCCAGGGACAGGGCAGCCACUGAAGGGCCACCCCAGUGAGUGCCACCUGCCCCAGGCUGGCCAGAGGCUGCUCUGUGGUGUGGCUGCUGGAUCACAGCAACAUCCUGAACGUGGAUCCUGGCAUCACAGCAACAUCCUGAACGUGGAUCCUGGCAUCACAGGAACAUCCCUGGGAUCACAGCAACAUCCUGAACGUGGAUCCUGGCAUCACAGGACCAUCCUGAACGUGGAUCCUGGGAUCAUAGAAACAUCCCUGGGAUCACAGGAACAUCCUGAACGUGGAUCCUGGCAUCACAGGAAC